GAGCUUUUAUCAUAAACAUAAAAAUGCGUCUUGGACUUGCUUAAGUAGUCCUAUUUUGAGUACCUAUUAGCCUACUUUUGUUGUCGUUCACGAGGGAGGGAUUUCUCACGCUUUUGAUAUGGCUACAACAUUUCUUUAUUCCAUACAUAGAACGGCAUGUCGUUCGAGACAAUACUUUAUUUCUCAAUCCAAUAGGAUUAAUAACGCCAUGGACUCACACCUGGCUUUCCACCGCAAUACUUCACUAGUUCCGUUAAGUUUUCUUUCGCAAGCUAAAUGGUCUACCAAAGGUGCUGGAGUAAAAUACACGUCAUACUGGACAGCAGGGAAAAGCACUGCGGGUCGAUCCAGAAGAGGUGCCCUGUUGCUGGCCGGAGCAGCUGCAGCGGUCGCAGGGUUUGUGGCCAGUGUCUGCCACUUUCAGCGGGCUGAAAUGGCAUCAAGGAUCCCCAAGACCGACGAGGAAGAAAAGGAUAUUGCAGAGAAAUGCAAGGCCUUCAUGUCGCCACCAGUAACCGAUAUCAAGGUGCUGCAGCAGAGGAGAGGGGAGAUGUGCACAAGGAUGGAAAUGUUGAUCAUGGAGACGCAAGCGGAGUUCUGCAAAGUUCUCGAGAAGGUGGAUGGCGGCACGUUCAAAGUGGACCGAUGGGAACGAAAAGAGGGUGGAGGAGGGAUCAGCUGUGUCCUUCAGGAUGGAAAGGUGUUUGAGAAGGCUGGCGUCAACGUGUCAGUGGUGUUUGGUAAUCUAACUGAAGAGGCGGCCAAGCAGAUGCGCAGCAGAGGGAAGGUCCUUAAGGGGAAAAAUGGGAAGCUGCCAUUCUGCGCCAUGGGUGUGAGCUCCGUCAUCCACCCCAAGAACCCCCACAUCCCCACAGUGCACUUCAACUAUCGAUAUUUCGAGAUUGAGGAAGAAGACGGCUCCAAACAGUGGUGGUUUGGUGGAGGCACGGACCUGACUCCUAUGUAUGUCAGUGACGAAGACGCAGCAAUCUUCCACAGAACUCUGAAAGGGGCUUGUGACAAGCACCAUCCCCAGUAUUACCCAAACUUCAAGAAAUGGUGUGACAGAUAUUUCUACAUCCGCCAUCGAGGGGAGACCCGGGGCAUUGGAGGGAUUUUCUUUGACGACCUGGACUCCCCCAGCCAAGAGGAGGCCUUUAGCUUUGUGAGAAGCUGCGCCCAAACUGUGGUGCCCUGUUAUCUCCCUAUCGUAUGGAAACACCUCAACGACCCUUUCACCCCGGAGCAGAAGGCCUGGCAGCAGGUGAGGAGAGGCAGGUACGUGGAGUUCAACCUGGUGUAUGAUAGAGGGGUGAAGUUUGGAUUGGCCACCCCAGGCUCCAGGAUUGAGAGUAUCCUCAUGUCCCUGCCCCUCACAGCUAGAUGGGAGUAUAUGCAUGAACCAGCCAAAGGCACCCAGGAGGCAAAGAUGUUGGAGGUGUUACGAAACCCAAAGGAGUGGGUGUGAAUGAAGGCGUUGACUUGUUGAGUCAACCGUGGGCACAUUGUGCUGACUCUAUGAAAUGGGUCUCAAUGAUGCUGAAACUUCAUGACCGGAAUCAAAAUGAGCACUAUUAUUUUUUUUGUUACUUGAAAUCAUUUUAGCCAAUCAAAUGCAGCAAUUUGAACCGAACUAACAAUAAGAGGUCCUCUCAAUCACUAAAGCUUUUUUCUUAAUGCUUGUCAAAUUAUUGUAUUGGCAUGACACUUUGUGGUUGAUACUGAUGAGAUUCUUCCACCUUACCUAACUGUGCCAUUAUUUAGGGGCAAAUUGUCUUUUUUUUUGCCAAAAAAACCCGAAGACAUGUCUUAGUAAGAUGACGCAGUUAGAUCUUGCAGACCAGCUCUGAUCUCCAACAGAGAAAUGAAAGGGAAAACCGCUUACGAUCACUUUAUAUACUAUUUAUGUUUGGAGAAAAGUUUCCCCAAAAAUCACAAUCAUUUUAUAAAUGUGGUAAUUAUUGAAAUAUUUACAUUUAGUCAUUUAGCAGACGCUCUUAUCCAGAGCGACUUACAGUAAGUUCAGGGACAUUCCCCCCCGAGGCAAGUCGGAUGAAGUGCCUUGCCCAAGGACACAAUGUCAUUUUGCACAGCCGGGAAUUGAACUAGCAACCUUCAGAUUACUAGCCCGAUUCCCUCACCGCUCAGCCACCUGACUCACCUAUUUCCACAAAUAAAAUGUAUUACUUGAUUGAAAAUGUUGUACAGAAAGAUUUAUGCAAUGUAUAAAAUUGCUGUGGUUUUGUAAUUAGUUGAUGUAUACGCUGUAUACACCAUAUCACAGCGUAGUUUAACCAGUUUAGGAAGAAUCUGAGUUACAGCUACAGUGCAUCCGGAAAGUAUUCAUGGUGCUUCACUUUUUCCACGUUAUGUUACAGCCAUAUUCCAAAAUUGAUUAAAUUAAAUUGUGUCCCAAAAUUCUACACACAAUACCCCAUAAUAAUAAUUUGAGAAAGGUAAUAAAAGUUGUCUAUAAAAAAGAGAAAAAAAUCACAUAACAUAAGUAUUCACAGCUUUUGCCAUGACACAAAAUUGAGCUCAUUGCAUCCUGUUUCCACUUAUCCUUGAGACGUUUCUACAACUUGAUUAAGUUCUACCUGUGAAAUUCAGUUGAUUGGACAUUAACUGGAGAGGAACACACCUGUCUAUAUAAGGUCCCACAGCUGACAGUGCAUGUCAGAGCACAAACCAAGCCAUGAAGUCCAAGGAAUUGUCUUAGGACCUCUAAGACAGGAUUGUAUCGAGACACAGAUCUGGGGAAAGGUACAGAAAAAUGUCUGCAGCAUUGAAGGUUCCAAUGAGCACAGUGGCUUCCAUAUUCCAUAAAUGAAAGAAGUUUGGAACCACCAGAACUUCUUAGAGUGGGCUGCCCGGCCAAAUUCAGCAAUUAGGGGAGAAGGGCCUUGGUCAGGGAGUGACCCCUGGUGAGUGAUGGUCACUCUAACAGAACUCCAGCGUUGCUCUGUGAAGAGAGAACCUUCCAGAACAACAACCAUCUCUGCAGCACUCCACCAAUCGGGCCUGUAUGAUUGAGUGGCCAGAUGGAAGCCACUCCUCAGAAAAAGGCACAUGACAGCCUGCCUAGAGUUUGCCAAAAGGCACCUGUAGGACUCUCGGACUAUGAGAAACAAAAUGAUCUUAUCUGAUGAAACAAAGAUUUAACUCUUUGGCCUGAAUGCCAAGUGUCAUGUCUGGAGGAAACCAGCCACUGCUCAUCGCCUGACAAAUACCAUCCCUACAGUGAACCAUGGUGGUGGCAGCAUCAUGCUGUGGGAAUGUUUUUCAGCGGCAGGAACUGGGAGACUGGUCAGGACCGAGGGAGAGAUGAAUACAGCAAUGUACAGAGACAUCUUGAUGACCUGUUCCAGAGCGCUCUGGAUCUGAUUGGGCAAAAGUUCAUCCUUCAACAGGACAACAACAUGUACAUUGUUAUAUUGAUGCAAACCUAUAAAAAAAAAGUAUUCCACUUUGUCAUUAUGGAAUAUAAUUGAGGAAAAAUAUGAAUAUAAUCCCUUUUGGAAUACGUGUAACAAUGUGGAAAAAGUGAAUUGCUGUGAAUACUUUCUGGAUGCACUGUAUUCCUUUAUCCAAUUGUUACACAUUACUUUUUUGCAAAUUAAUUCAAGCAUAGCACAUUCAAAUAUGUAACAUUUAUUUAUACUUCUGUUAAGUGUUUAAUAAUCCUCUACAUUUCACAUUUGUCAUUUUUUGAUAAGGCAUUGUAAAAUACAAAAGUAAAGGUACAAUAUCUGACCUCAACUAGCAUCUCCCAGUAAAGGUCAUGGCAUAGGACUGAGGUCCACAGAUCAACAUAAAACAUCAGUGCUUUGUAGUGUACAGAAUAUAAACUCAGAUUUAUAAAUAUUAUUAAAUGCAUUUCAGGCAGAUAUUUGGGCGAGCAGUACUUUUAGUUAAGUGGCUGCUGCAUACUCAAGAGUAUAAAGUUAUCUGUUGAUAUAGGAGGUUGAGUUAUUGCCGAGUAAGUGGUGCUAGUUGCACCAGAACAGGUUGCCUUAGUGUUUGUAAAAAAAAAAAAAAAAGAAAAAGGCUUGGUUUACACCUGACCAGAAAGUGCCUUCAUUCACCACACAUUC
Messenger RNA from Hypomesus transpacificus, 4094 nucleotides. It is a transcript of the gene cpox, whose product is annotated as coproporphyrinogen oxidase. The transcript is spliced from 7 exons. The record is from RefSeq and is a predicted model, not a curated record. Gene Ontology annotation, molecular function: coproporphyrinogen oxidase activity. Lineage: Eukaryota; Metazoa; Chordata; Actinopteri; Osmeriformes; Osmeridae. The coding region runs from base 119 to 1468 and encodes 449 amino acids. Gene Ontology annotation, cellular component: cytoplasm; mitochondrial intermembrane space.